Trichogramma pretiosum is the source of this 559-nucleotide messenger RNA. Its product is annotated as 40S ribosomal protein S12-like. Bases 107 to 526 code for a protein of 139 amino acids. The record is from RefSeq and is a predicted model, not a curated record. NCBI's taxonomy places the organism in Eukaryota, Metazoa, Arthropoda, Insecta, Hymenoptera, Trichogrammatidae. Gene Ontology annotation, molecular function: structural constituent of ribosome. Gene Ontology annotation, biological process: translation. The transcript has 5 exons. Gene Ontology annotation, cellular component: ribosome; cytosolic small ribosomal subunit.
CAUGCGUGUGCCGGCAUAGGCUCAGCUGUCUGCGUGUAGUUUUACUCAUUUCAAACUUUACACCGAGGUGGAUACAUGUGAUUAUUUCUGCAAAAUAUCUGCAAAAAUGUCCGACGUUGAAACUGAUGACGUGCCCUCCGCAGUUGGCGGCCCUAUGGAUGUGAACACUGCACUCCAAGAAGUCCUUAAAACAGCCCUCAUCCAUGAUGGAGUUGUACGAGGCCUUCAUGAGACCACUAAAGUAUUAGACAAGCGACAGGCUGUUCUUUGCAUUCUUGCUGAGAACUGCGAUGAAGCUGACUACAAAAAGGUGAUCUCAGCUUUGUGCAAUGAACAUCAAAUACCUCUUAUUAAAGUCGACAAUAACAAAAAGCUUGGCGAAUGGGCUGGCUUAUGUAAAGUUGAUAAAGACGGCAAAGCCAGGAAGGUUGUUGGAUGCUCUUGUGUAGUCAUCAAGGACUUUGGUGAAGACACUCCAGCUAAGGAUGUUCUUAUGGACUAUCUCAAACAAAGUGCUGUACAUUAAGUUCACUUUAAUAAAAAACAAAUAAAAACCAAA